AUGGAGGUCUAUACCGUCACCGUGGCAACCGGAACAUCCGAAUACUCCGGCACCAACAACUACAUCUAUGUGACGCUGAUUGGGGAGAAUGGGGAGAGUGAGCGCACCCUGCUGGACAACCCAGGGCUGGAUUUCUGCCGCGGAGCAGUUGAUCAGUACAAAGUGGUCAGUCCCUCGCCGUUGGGCUCCGUGUUGCUGGUCCGGCUGGAAAAGCAAAGGUACUGGGUUGAAGAUAACUGGUUCUGUCGCUACGUCACUGUGGAGCCUGACGAUGGAGGAAAAGUGCAGACCUUCCCUUGUUACCGCUGGUUCGUUGGAGAUCUCAAGAUGGAGAUCAGAGAGGGAAAAGCAACAACAGUGAUGGACGACAGCUCUCCAAAGCUGCUGGAACACAGGAAGACCGAGCUGCAGGAGCGGCGGAAGACCUACAGGUGGAUCACUUGGGCUCCAGGGAUUCCCAGAUGCAUUGAUGCCAAAACGGAGGCAGAUCUACCGCAAGACGCUCGAUUUGAGAAUGAGAAGAGGAGCGAUUUUGAGCAUUCUCUGCACUACGCUUUGCUGGAGUUGUCUCUGAAGAAACUCACCAUCAGGUUUGGGAAAUCCUGGAACGACCUGGAGGAUUUCAAACGGAUCUUCUGGAAGCUCCGAAGCCCCAUAGCAGAAUACUGCAUGGAGCACUGGGAGGAGGACUGGCUGUUUGGCUACCAGUGUCUGAAUGGCUCCAACCCACGGAUGAUACAGAGGUGCAAGACGCUGCCUGAAAACUUCCCGGUAACUGCCGGCAUGGUGCAACGCUCCAUGGCUGAUGGGACCACCCUAACUAAAGAGCUUAAGGCAGGAAACAUCUACCUGUUGGACUACGCCAUCAUGGAGGGAAUCCCCACCAACACCAUCAAGGGUAAACCCCAGUUCAUCGCUGCUCCACUGUGCCUCCUGUACCAGCACCCUGAUGAUGGACUCAUACCUAUAGCGAUACAGCUGGAACAGACUCCGGGUUUGGACACGCCCAUCUUCCUGCCCACAGACCCGCCCCUGGCCUGGCUGCUGGCUAAGAUGUGGGUGCGUCACGCCGAGUUCCAGGUUUUCCAGCUGCUUUCUCACCUGCUGAGGACUCACCUGGUGGUGGAGGUGUUCUGUGUGGCGACACUGAGACAGCUGCCUGCUGUGCACCCCAUUUACAAGCUGCUGGCUCCUCAUCUGCGCUACACUUUAGAGAUCAACUGUAGGGGGCGCACUCAGCUCAUCUCUGACACUGGCAUCUUCAAACGGGUGGUGUCCACAGGUGGAAAGGGCCUGUUGAUUCUGGCCCAGAGAGAGUACAAGGUUCUGACCUACCGAUCCCUUCAGCCCCGUUCUGACUUCAUUGACAGAGGAGUGAUGCAGAUCUCUAACUAUUUCUACAGAGAUCACAGUCUGAUGCUGUGGGAUGCCAUCCACAGUUUUGUCUCGGGAAUGGUGAACCUGUACUACCAAACGGACCGUGACGUGCAGCAGGACGCGGAGCUGCAAGCCUGGAUCCGAGACGUCACACAGGAGGGCUUCACGGAGCUGCCCAACUUCGGUCUGAAGAGUAAGCUCAGCAGCAGAGAGGAGCUCUCCACUCUGCUGUCAGUGAUCAUCUUUACCACCACAGCUCAGCACGCCGCGACCAACAACGGACAGUUCGACUGGUGUGCCUGGGUGCCCAACACGCCCUGCACCAUGAGACUCCCGCCGCCCACCGACAAAGACGCCGUCACCAUGGAGAUGAUCAUGGCCACACUUCCUGAUGUCAGCCAGUCCUGUGUGCAAAUGGCCAUCACAUGGCAUCUGGGGCGAGCUCAACCAGACGCUAUUCCUUUGGGUCAGUACCCAGAGCAGCACUUCACAGAGGGGCGGGCUCUGGAGAUGAUUGACAGCUUCAGGAAGGAGCUGAAGAAGAUCGAGGAGCAAAUCCUGAACCAGAGCGCAGGACUGGACCUGCAGUACCUUUUCCUCCUGCCCAGCCGCAUAGAAAACAGCAUCACCAUUUAGGGCUCACUGCCCCCUGCUGGGCCUUUUAUGAACUGAAUCUGUCACUUUAACUGCUUUCUUUUUAUGGUCAACAAAACAUUUAUUGUAGAAAAACAUUUAUCAAGACAAGUCUACUUUAUAUGGUUUAAGAAAACUAAAUGUUUAUUUUCUGUUCUGAAA
This is a messenger RNA of Oryzias melastigma (Indian medaka), 2172 nucleotides long. RefSeq names its product arachidonate 12-lipoxygenase (gene alox12). Bases 1 to 2013 code for a protein of 670 amino acids. NCBI's taxonomy places the organism in Eukaryota, Metazoa, Chordata, Actinopteri, Beloniformes, Adrianichthyidae. The transcript is spliced from 14 exons. Gene Ontology annotation, molecular function: protein binding; arachidonate 15-lipoxygenase activity; iron ion binding. Gene Ontology annotation, biological process: linoleic acid metabolic process; lipid oxidation. The record is from RefSeq and is a predicted model, not a curated record.